AUGUGUUCACGUUGGUGGAUUAUAGUGAUCUUUUUAUCGAUAUUUCUGACCAUUGAAUGGCAAACAUAUGAUCGUUGUACUUCGUCGUGUGUCCUUGUCAAUGCAGAUUCAUUAAAUAAUCCUGCUCGACAGCAACGUAUCGUUCAUGUUCUUGUGAAUUCUAAUAAAGAGAGACAUGAAUUGAGAAAUGAAGCUCGUCCAUUCGAAUACAUUUGUAUGCCAAGUACAGCAACAAUCAUUUCUUCAAGAUCUACCAUCAUAAUAACACUUCUUAUUAGCAUGUGGACUGUGAUGCAUGCUGUUUGGAAUUUCCAUUAA
This is a messenger RNA of Adineta ricciae, 318 nucleotides long. Lineage: Eukaryota; Metazoa; Rotifera; Eurotatoria; Adinetida; Adinetidae. The record is from the annotation of a GenBank genome assembly.